AUUGUAUGGACGUGGUAAAGCCUUGUAACUUGACGAGAAAGCGACAGGCUGUUCUAGAAUCUCGUACUGAUCACCGCACGAAUGUGGGUUUGAUUUAAUUUACUUUUCUUCUGCACGUGUUUUAACAAUGGUUUUAACGUACUUUUCGUUCUUUCUUUGUUCGUUCCUUGUUGAUCUGGGUUGUAAAUAGUUUGUUUGGAAAGUAAUUCCAAAUCAGGGUUCUACUGUGUACUCCGUAGUUCUUCAGUUUCCCCCACGCACGAGAAAUAGGUUGAAAUGUCUUAUGAUAAUACAAGUUAAUUUAAGCUUUAAUAAGGUUUUAGUGAAUAGAAAGAUUACAUUGAUUUUAACACUGUCAAUUUGUUUUUUAGAAGCGACGAUGUCUAGAAAACUCUUCGUGGCGGGCAGAAAAUAUGCUCAAUCAGGAAACAGAAAACAGAUCGUUACAUUCCAGACAGUCCCUAGCAGAACAUAGUCAAUAUCCAAGUCCUCCUACUUUAAAUGUUCACAUAGACAUAAACUGUAAUGUAGUACAUGAACAUGCAAAUCAAGUAAAUGAGGUUCAAGGAAUGGAGCUAGCAUAUGAUUCAGCAAAUGUUCAUCCGUAUCACCCACCGUCCUCAACAGUAAGCGAACGAGCGUUGUUGAUGGCUAAUCGUUCAUCACUGCCUACCUGUCCCCGCUGUUUGACAGGAGAACCAGUAAGUAAAACACAUUAACGUACAAUCCAAUGUCUCCAUACUUAUAAGUGUUUACUGAGGAUAAUUCUCUAACUCCAAAAGACACCAACCUUCACACCACUGAUACCAUCCCAAGGGUUUUCAGUAAGAAUUCUUGUAGCAGGAGAAAGGUAUAACGUUACAGGAGAAUAUAUUGAAAGAGACCUCACAUCUGAAUAAAAGAGUCAUAGGCUAUCAGAGAAUUCUGUGUAGUGAACGGAGUAUUCACUGAUCUCCAAUGCCUAAUGAACACCCUGCAUGCCUACCUAUCUAAUACAGACACCUUUGUAAUGUCUACACUAGGAUGUGUCCCUUUGAUGUCCACAGUAAUAAAAGGGUUUGACUCUUCCAGAGAAUCGUAACACUCACAGAAGAAUUCCUUUAUCCUACUGACCCCCUGCCCCUCUCAGUGAGGGAUUAACCUUUUCCAGUAUUUUACACGAUGGUUCCCCUUAAUGUUUUAAUGCCUCUUGAAAGGACAAGGUCACCCUGGAAGAGGAUUCUCUUAAGUCCUUCACGUCAUAGAAUUUUAUCCACAGACUCAAGAGUUAGGACCACCUUAUACAGCAUAUUAAACAGUACCAGAGGAAAGUACUGCUCAGUAGCUUUCAUUUGGAUGGUCACACCAUAGGAUUUCAUCCACAGACUCAAAAGAACCACCUUGUACAGCAUAACAAACAGUACCACAGGAAAGUACUGCUCAGUAGCUUUCAUUUGAGUAAUCACACCAUAGGAUUUCAUCCACAGACUCAAAAGUUAGAACCACCUUGUACAGCAUAAUACCCUGCAAGCAGAGGCCCUUCGAUCUUCCCACUGCUUGCAAGGUAACAACAUAAUAAAACAGUACCACAAGAAAGUACACUGCUGCUUAGUAGCUUCAUUUACACUACAAGAUUUCAACUGCAAUUGACUAAAAGCAACAGAGAAUAAUGGGACAGACAAGGAAACACCCAGUCUAGCACUUGGGAUGUCCCCCCACCAAAGUUAAUUUUAGAACAAAUAAAUGCUUGAAAUAAAUUGCAAGUUGGUUUCCGGAGAGAUCGGCAAACUUUUGUUCAAUGUUGUCAAGACAGAAUUCUACAGUCUCCAUUAUAAUAUUCUGCAUUGUUUGCUUUGAGACACGGGCAGUCGUGCGUGGAUUUGAGGAUGUUUCAAACAAUUGAUUAAAAUGUGCAGACGUCUCAGGAAUGAGACUGCAACCUCUAAAAAUAACUUUGGUGUAAGUCACAUAUCUCGGCCAAUGCCCUAUGAUUCCCUCUCUGUCCGAUUAUUCUCUGUUGCUAAAAGGGUUCAAGAGACUUGGCUGACUAGACUACGAGUAGUCCCCCAUUUUUCCUCAGAGAUACUAGAGGGAGCAAAAUGCGAGUGCGCGUGAAAAUCACCCCACGCAAGAAAAGGCAAGAGAGAAUUUUUCUCUUUUUUCUCAUUUUUCUCUCUCCCUGCUGCGUGUCACCUUUUCUCGCGUCGGGUGAUUUUCCCGCGCGCUCACGUUUCGCUCGCUCUACUAUCCCUGAGGAAAAAUGGGGGACUACUCGUAGUCUAUAGCUGACGGACUCUGUUAUGUCUAUUUACAGGGGCACAUCAGUCAUCUUCAGCUGUCCAGUUAACCACAAACAGAGAUAUAUGACAUGUCUGCUGUUGUUCUAAACAUUCAUAAACAUGCAUUUUCCUUCGUGACUUAGUUAUCUUUUGUACACAGAGUUCUCUUCUGCCGCCAUGUACAUACGCAUUUUUGAAGUGUUGUAACUUGUUAUUAAAAACUUGUUUCUUUUUUACCAUUAUUUACAAGAGUGUGUAGGGUCAAAUUUUUAUUUCUUUUGAAACAGUUUAUUGAUAUGAAAAUAAAAGCGAAAGUAACAAGAAGG
Molecule: messenger RNA, 2584 nt
Organism: Porites lobata
Lineage: Eukaryota; Metazoa; Cnidaria; Anthozoa; Scleractinia; Poritidae
Source: the annotation of a GenBank genome assembly